This is a messenger RNA of Dermacentor silvarum, 2223 nucleotides long. RefSeq names its product eukaryotic translation initiation factor 3 subunit A-like. The transcript has 5 exons. The coding region runs from base 1 to 2223 and encodes 740 amino acids. NCBI's taxonomy places the organism in Eukaryota, Metazoa, Arthropoda, Arachnida, Ixodida, Ixodidae. The record is from RefSeq and is a predicted model, not a curated record.
AUGCUCUGGGACGACAAGCAGGAGGAGCUGGAGGCCGGACGUGAUGGAUGGCUUGUGGAGACGGUGGCCAUCGAGUGGAGGUGUGGUUCAGCUGCAGCGGCUGUGAUGCGCGAGCUGAGUGGGUGGCACUGGAGCCCUCAGCUACAGGCUGACGGCGCCGUUUCUGAAAGUCCCUACGGCUAUGACCCGCAGGGAGACAAUGCAAUGGGAAUUGUGAGUUGUUACGUCAAGCGCCUGCACAUGACGUUGGAGAAGCUCUACUGCCUUCUGAGGGCCAACGAGUUGAUGGAGAACCCCGGUUUGGAGGUCGCGCCGACGGCAACCCGAUCUUCAACCCGUGGGCCACUAAUACGCUGGCCACGCCGAAAGCCAUACCGGCAGGUUUUGGCCGCGGGAAAUGCAUCAGAAUACGGCGACAAGGAGGUUCGGCCUAACAACGUGGAGCCUGCCGCAGGUGAAUACGAGCUCCAUCCCGACGGUCACCGCCCAUACCGACGCCCGGAUCCAGACUACGAAGGAACGAGAGGUGACAGCACGCCGCCAGAGGAGAAGGAUUACGAUGACGAAAUAGCCAGGUGGCGAGAGGACUACUGGAAGAAACGCCGCUAUGUUUAUAAUGAGGAUAACGAUGGCGAUGUGGUCGAUUCCGCCGGUGGACAGCACCAGGAGAGCAACCGCCCGCCGCGCUGGCAGCAGCGCCGUCGCAAGAACGAAGAUUCUCCUGACCUGGGAGACUCGAACGGCAGCAGCGAUGAGCGUCAAAAGAGCAGACCCUACCGUCGGCACGGUGCAGCAGGAAAUUCCUGGGACAACGGCCAUGGAAGGGCGCCAGAAGGAGGAUAUGACGUCGUCGAAGACGCACUGGAGAAGCGUAAUGGAAGGGGAGCGGGAGGAUCACAAAGAGGCUAUGACGCUGACCAAGGAGAGGCUGUUGACAACAGUGGUAGAAAGAGAGCAAGAGAGCCACUAGGAGGCUACGAGGAUGGCUACGAAAGUGUCCCGGUCAAUGGUCGCAGAAUAAGGACAAAAAGACCACAAGAAGGCUACGAGGCAGAACAAGAUGAUGCCCUGUACAAGAGACAUGGAAGGAGAACAAGGGGGCCACAAAAAGGCUACGAUGCUGACCGAAGAGAAGCCCUGGACAACAGUAGCAGAAAGAGAACAAGAGGCCCACCAGGAGACUACGAGGAUGACCAAGAAGGGCUCCCGGACAAUGGCCGUAGAGUAAGGACAAGAGGACCCCAAGAAGGCUUUGAACCUGAUCGAGAAGGGAACGUAAGAAACAGUCGUGGAGAGGGAGCAAGAGGAGCGAACGGACACUACGAUGAUGAUAAAAGAGCCCUUGGCGGCAGCCACGGAAAGAGAACGAGAGAACCACAAGGAUUAUAUAAAUCCGACGAAGAGGAAGGCCCGGGCAGCAGUCGCAAAAGAAAGACGAGAGGACCUCAAAGAGACUACGAUGCUGAUCGAGAAGACGCCCUGGAGAACAGCUAUGAAAACAGAAGAGGACCACAAGAUUACGAUGCUGACCAAGACGGUGUCCCGGCCAACGGGCGCACCAAAAUGACGAAAGGACGACAAGGAGGCUAUGGUGCUGACCAAGGAAGGACCAUGUCUACUGGUCCCAGAAGGACAAGUGUACCACGAGAAAGUUACGAGGCUGACCAAGAUCCCUCGCAUGAUUGGUCUGCAGGAAUAGAGGACGAUGAAACGCCGUCCUACAUAAGCGGCGGUGGUCGCGAACGCAAUUCUGUAAAAAGCUUCGAACACGACACUGAAGAGUCAUUCUCGACCGUGGACACGGAUUUGUCCAGGCGAUCGAAAAUGGAAAGAAGAGGUGGCCGAGGCAGGACGGAUGAGGAGCUGGGUAACAAGGCUCGCGAAGGAUGGAGCAGGCGCUUAGAAGAACAUGAAGCAUCCACAGAAGGUGUCAGCGACAAAAUGCCUCUGUACAAGCGUACGAGGAGGCGUCGAAAGAAUCAAAACGAACAAGGCGACACGCUUCUAGACACGAUACGUGCCAGAGACGCCAGGAAAUCGCAGACGACUCCGUCCGGUUUCGAGGACUUCAUAAGAUUUGACGACGACGACGAGGGGCCUUCAGAAGCAAGCAGCGCUGACGGCGACCAGCGCAAUCAGAAAGGAGAGAUUCGUGAAGACCCCAAAGCUCGAACCAAGAGGCAGGACGAUAAACACAAUAGCCCUGGGCUGAACAUUCCCUAG